This is a messenger RNA of Marmota flaviventris (yellow-bellied marmot), 4494 nucleotides long. RefSeq names its product integrin subunit alpha 10 (gene Itga10). Gene Ontology annotation, biological process: integrin-mediated signaling pathway; cell adhesion mediated by integrin; cell-cell adhesion. Gene Ontology annotation, cellular component: external side of plasma membrane; integrin complex. The record is from RefSeq and is a predicted model, not a curated record. NCBI's taxonomy places the organism in Eukaryota, Metazoa, Chordata, Mammalia, Rodentia, Sciuridae. Gene Ontology annotation, molecular function: integrin binding.
GUUAAAGCUAGAAAGAAAGGUAGGGCCUCCCAGGGAGUAGUCUCAGUGUGUGGGAGCAUGUUCUGAGGGUACUCUUCAAACAUGGGAGUAACUGUUUCCCCUGACUGUCCCCAGGCCUGUGCCCCUCUCUGGUCUCGUGCUUGCGGCAGCUCUGUCUUCAGUUCUGGAAUAUGUGCUCGUGUGGAUGCUUCAUUCCAGCCCCAGGGAAGCCUGGCACCCACUGCCCAACGUUGCCCCACCUACAUGGAUGUUGUCAUUGUCUUGGAUGGCUCCAACAGCAUCUACCCCUGGUCUGAAGUUCAGACUUUCCUGCGGAGGCUGGUAGGAAGAUUGUUUAUUGAUCCAGAGCAGAUUCAGGUGGGACUAGUACAGUAUGGAGAAAGUCCUGUACAUGAGUGGUCCCUGGGAGAUUUCCGAACCAAGGAAGAAGUGGUGAAAGCAGCCAGGAACCUCAGCCGGCGGGAAGGACGAGAAACAAAGACUGCCCAAGCAAUAUUGGUGGCCUGCACAGAAGGGUUCAGUCAAUCCCGGGGAGGCCGACCAGAGGCUGCCAGGCUACUGGUGGUUGUCACUGAUGGAGAAUCACAUGAUGGAGAGGAGCUUCCAGCAGCACUAAAGGCCUGUGAGGCUGGAAGAGUGACACGCUAUGGGAUUGCGGUUCUUGGUCACUACCUUCGGCGUCAGCGAGAUCCCAGCUCUUUCCUACGGGAAAUUCGAGCUAUUGCCAGUGAUCCUGAUGAGCGAUUCUUCUUCAAUGUUACUGAUGAGGCUGCACUGACUGACAUUGUAGAUGCCCUAGGAGACCGAAUUUUUGGCCUUGAGGGGUCUCAUGGAGAAAAUGAAAGUUCCUUUGGGCUGGAAAUGUCUCAGAUUGGUUUCUCCACUCAUCGACUAAAGGAUGGGAUUCUCUUUGGGAUGGUGGGGGCCUAUGACUGGGGAGGCUCAGUGCUAUGGCUUGAAGAAGGUCAUCGACUUUUCCCCCCACGAACAGCCCUGGAAGAUGAGUUUCCCUCUGCCCUGCAGAACCAUGCAGCCUACCUGGGUUACUCUGUCUCCUCCAUGCUUUUGCGGGGUGGACGCCGCCUCUUUCUCUCAGGGGCUCCUAGGUUUAGACACCGAGGAAAAGUCAUCGCCUUCCAACUUAAGAAAGAUGGGGCCGUGAGGGUCGCCCAGAGCCUCCAGGGGGAGCAGAUUGGUUCAUACUUUGGCAGUGAGCUUUGCCCAUUGGAUACAGAUAGGGAUGGGACAACUGAUAUUUUACUUGUGGCUGCCCCCAUGUUCCUGGGACCCCAGAACAAGGAGACAGGACGUGUUUAUGUGUAUCUGGUGGGCCAGCAGGCUUUGCUCACACUCCAAGGAAUACUUCAGCCAGAACCUCCCCAGGAUGCUCGGUUUGGCUUUGCCAUGGGUGCUCUUCCUGAUCUGAACCAAGAUGGAUUUGCUGAUGUGGCUGUAGGGGCACCCCUGGAGGAUGGGCACCAGGGAGCACUAUACCUGUACCAUGGAACCCAGAGAGGAGUCAGGCCCCAUCCUGCCCAGAGAAUUGCUGCUGUCACCAUGCCACAGGCCCUUAGCUACUUUGGCCGAAGUGUGGAUGGCCGACUAGAUCUGGAUGGAGAUGAUCUAGUAGAUGUGGCUGUGGGUGCUCAGGGGGCAGCCAUCCUGCUCAGCUCCCGGCCCAUUGUCUACUUGGCUCCAUCACUGGAGGUGACCCCACCUGCCAUCAGUGUGGUCCAGAGGGACUGUGGGCGGCGAGGCCAGGAGGCAGCAUGCUUGACUGCAGCCCUUUGCUUCCAAGUGACCUCCCGCACACCUGGACGCUGGGAUCACCAAUUCUAUGUGCACUUCACAGCAUCAAUAGAUGAGUGGAUGGUAGGGGCACGUGCAGCAUUUGAUGGCUCUGGUCAGAGGAUGCCCCCUCGGCAGCUCCAGCUCAGCGUGGGGAAUGUCACUUGUGAGCAGCUGCACUUUCAUGUGUUGGAUACAUCAGAUUAUCUCCGGCCAGUGGCCUUGACUGUGACCUUUGCCUUGGACAACACCACAAAGCCAGGGCCUGUGCUGGAUGAAGGUUCACCCACCUCUAUACGAAAAUUGGUCCCCUUCUCCAAAGACUGUGGCUCUGACAAUGAAUGCAUCACAGACCUGGUGCUUCAAGCUAACAUGGACAUCAGAGGCUCCAGGAAGGCCCCAUUUGUGGUUCGAGGUGGCCGGAGGAAAGUGCUGGUAUCAGCAACUUUGGAAAACAGGAAGGAAAAUGCCUACAACACUAGCCUGAGUCUCAGCUUUUCUAGAAACCUCCACCUAGCCAGUCUCACUACUCAGAGGGACAGCUCAGUAAAGGUGGAAUGUGCAGCUCCUUUCCCUAAUGCCCGGCUCUGCAGUGUGGGGCAUCCUGUCUUCCAGACUGGAGCCAAGGUGACCUUUCUGCUUGAGUUUGAGUUUAGCUGCUCCUCACUCCUGAGCCAGGUCUUGGUGAGGUUGAAUGCCAGUAGCAGUAGCCUGGAAACAAAUGGGACCCUUCAAGAUAACACAGCCCAGACCUCUGCCUACAUCCAGUAUGAGCCUCAUCUCCUAUUCUCUAGUGAGUCCACCCUGCACCGCUAUGAGGUUCACCCCUAUAGGACCCUCCCAGUGGGUCCUGGCCCUGAAUUCAAAACUACUCUUAGGGUUCAGAACCUUGGCUGUUAUGUGGUCAGUGGCCUCAUCAUCUCAGCUCUUCUUCCAGCUGUAGCCCAGGGAGGCAAUUACUUCCUGUCACUAUCUCAAGUCAUCACUGAUAAUGCAAGCUGCACAGUGCAGAACCUGACCAAGCCCCCAGGCCCCCCUGUGCAUCCAGAGGAGCUUCGGCACACAAACAGGCUGAAUGUCAGCAAUACUUGGUGUCAAGUUGUGAGGUGCCACCUUGGGCAGCUGGCAAAGGGGACCGAGGUCUCUGUUGGACUACUGAGGCUGGUUCACAAUGAAUUUUUCCGGAGGGCCAAGUUCAAGUCUGUGACAGUGGUCAGUACCUUUGAGCUGGGAACUGAGGAAGGCAGUGUCCUACAGCUAACUGAAGCGUCCCGUUGGAGUGAGAGCCUCCUGGAGGUGAUUCAGACCCACCCUGUCCUCAUCUCCCUGUGGAUCCUCAUUGGCAGUGCCCUGGGAGGGCUGCUCCUGCUUGCUCUCCUUGUCUUCUGUCUGUGGAAGCUUGGCUUCUUUGCACGUAAGAAAAUCCCUGAGGAAGAAAAAAGAGGAGAGAAGCUGGAGCAAUGAAUGUAAAAUAAGGCUCUAGAAAGUCCUGCCUGGCAGCUUCUUCAAGAGACUUGCGUCAGAGGAGAGGUUUGGAGGCUCAGAGGGGACAAGAAGAUGCUUCUGGACUAACUCCCCAGACCUGCAGCUUGACUUGACUUUUGAGUCCUGAGAAUGUUGCUGGCAAGAGAUGAAGCUUUACCUCAAAAAAAAAAAAAAAAAAAAAAGGCUGGCACAAGAACUAGCAACACUCCCACCCAGUGCUUCCCUAUUCCUCAGGAUCCCGGUUCCACAGCCAAUACUGGGGUCUCUGUUCCUCCCACCCAUCACCACCAGAAACAAAAGAAUUUUUCUCCUAGGUCUCUCUCCUUCCAGAACCCUUUGUCCUGGAAAGGAUGAGUGUUAUCCUCCUCCAUUCCCCCACUCUCUCACCUUUCUGCCUAUUCCCCACUCCACAGGAGGGAGCUGGCAUUGGCUUGCAAGAUGUAAAGUCAACAUCUGCUGCUUUCCUGUGGAGUCUAGUGAUUCAUAGAGCCGGAUGGGGAGAGUCAACAGGAAAAAAGGAGGGAGGAGGAAAAGCCACAAGAGACACUCUGUACAAUUCCAAGGAACAGAGAAGCCUUUAGACAGGCAACUGCCAUCCCCCCUGAAACCUGAGACUCUGUGGUGCACUCGCCAACCCUCAGGUGCUGGGGACACAGAGCUGCCCCCAGGCUUGCUGGGCAUGGGCUUCCCAACCCUUCGCCUUCCCUGGGAGCAAAGCCAGGGCCAGGUGCCUGAUUUUCUGGAGCCAGGGGCCCCCAGGUGGCUGAAACUAGAAUAGCAGAGAAGACCAGGUAGUUAAGCUUUGUUUUCUCUACUUCUCUGACCUUACUUGCUCUCUUCAGCCCUCCUUGGAGUCUCAUAGAAAGCCAAGAGAAGAAUACUGCUGGAUGGUGGGAAACUCUUUUGCUUUACCAGCUUUGGGAAGCAGUAGCCCCAUGGGCUCCGAACAAGUAGGGUGUACAUUGAGAAGUCAAAGUGGGCAGCAUGAGUUCUCUAGGGAGCAAGCCCCUUCUUGCCCAGCACUGGUUGUGUAGCACAAAUAGCUCUUAGGAAAAUGUUUCUGGGGCAACCCCAAUCAUACUUUGUAGGGUUUCUCUGUUGGAAUCAGUUUAUCAGACCUUGUUUGCUGUUUACUGGAAAUCCCCAAGUAAAUUUCUGACCUACUCCACCCUCAUCCCAUAUUUUGGUCAUGGCCAUUAAAGGCAAUUGGAUUAUCAUAGA